Molecule: messenger RNA, 255 nt
Organism: Phytophthora sojae
Lineage: Eukaryota; Oomycota; Peronosporomycetes; Peronosporales; Peronosporaceae
Exons: 1
Coding region: 1-255 (84 amino acids)
Source: RefSeq, a predicted model, not a curated record
AUGGGCUACUACGUAAUUCAUAUCACGUAUCGGGCCUCGCUGCUGACAGCCUUUAUACUGCCGUUUGAGAAGUACCGCUGGUUACGGCUUUCCAUGAAACUUUCAGCCGCCACGGAUCACUUCCAAGCACGCAUCACCCGCUUACUUAAAAAUUUCCCAUUAGUUCGCUGCUACCGGGAUGAGGUCGUCAUACCCAACGGCUGGAAGUCGUGCUGCAACGUCUCAAGGACGCUAGACUCACUAUCAACGUAUUGA